This is a messenger RNA of Trypanosoma grayi, 663 nucleotides long. RefSeq names its product putative mitochondrial RNA-binding protein 2, putative,MRP2, putative,gBP25. Bases 1 to 663 code for a protein of 220 amino acids. The transcript has a single exon. Gene Ontology annotation, molecular function: DNA binding. Lineage: Eukaryota; Euglenozoa; Kinetoplastea; Trypanosomatida; Trypanosomatidae. Gene Ontology annotation, biological process: regulation of DNA-templated transcription. The record is from RefSeq and is a predicted model, not a curated record.
AUGCUUCGACGCCUCACUGCUCGGCCGCUCUUCGCCCACCGCGCACUCGCUGCCGGUUACGUCACAGCCUCUCCUGCGCGCUACCAGGCCACCACCUCCAGCGCCAGCGAGACACCGAGAGACAACAGCAGCAACACCAAUACGAAGUGGCGCCGCCCAUCUUUCGCGCAGCAGCGCGCCCGUCGACAACAGCUGCCGCCCGCCUUCGACGUGGUGCACUGGAACGAGGAGGACAUGAGCCGUGGUCACCUGCUACGCGUGCUGCACCGUGACAGCUUCGUUGUGCUCGACUACCACCGUCAGGCGAAGAAGAUUGGAGAGGAGGGCAACAAGGCGGAGCGCGUCGUGUCGGUGAUGCUGCCGGCGGUGUACACGGCACGCUUCCUCGGCGUGCUGGAGGGGCGCGCCGACAAGGUGGAGGUGCAGUCGCGCUACACUAACGCCGUCUUCGCGCCCAACCCGCAGGCGCCGCACACCUUCACGCUGAAGUGCACCUCCACAAAGCCGCCCCAGCAGCGGCAGGAGGGAGCGAUGGACGGCAACGGCAGCAGCGAUACGUUCGAGUGGACCGUCGACUUCGACGCGGCGGAGUCGCUCAUGCUGCACCGCUUCCUCUCGCAGGCACUGCACUACAACACCGGCUUCGCUCGCACAGUCGUAUAG